Molecule: messenger RNA, 1113 nt
Organism: Danaus chrysippus (African queen)
Lineage: Eukaryota; Metazoa; Arthropoda; Insecta; Lepidoptera; Nymphalidae
Source: the annotation of a GenBank genome assembly
AUGAAUAUUUCUGAAAAUAUUGGUGAAUCUUCGUGUAAACGACAAGAAAAUGGCGACGCUACUCAAGAACCAGACCGCCCACUAAAGAAAGCACGCUUUGCUUGGGAAGUAAAGGGGAAAUAUCAUUUGAGAAAUGAUAUAACAGAUGGAAAAUCAAAUCAAAUAGGAGAAACGGAUACAGCCGGUUCAUCGAAGCAAGAAUCUAAAUUAGUUGGUCGUACAGAACAAAACCUUGAGAUAUUAGGGGACUACUUAUUGAAACAGGAUUUCAAUUCCCUUGACUCUAUAAGUGACAAUAAUGCGUCGUUAUUACCUAGCUCAAGUACAAGUCAAAAACUUUCGUACCCGCGGUAUAUAAGUACAUUUGAGAGCAGCAGGGACACAAGUGAAAGUAGUGGAAGUACCAACAGCGACAAGUCCAUACCUAAUUCUAUGGUGUACUCAAGUAAGGAAGUUGAAGACCAAUGUAUAGCUCGGUGGCAAGCAAGACAGAUGGCUAAAUGUUUUGUUGACAACACAAUCAAUCGGGUCCUCGAUAGCUGGAUGCUUGCACCAUUACCCGCUGAUAUGGACAAUAACAGAGUUCUAGCGUUAGAUGCAGCGGAGUUUAUAAACAACCUGCCCGGUGACAAUAGUAUUGAGAAUGAGGCUAUAUUGAUGGCGAUAUCUGCUCACGGCUUGCAGAAUAACUCGGGAUCGAGUAAUGACAACAGUGGGACAGAUCAAUGUGAUUCAAGUAAACAUAUAUAUAUGUCGGCAGCGAGCAGCCCAAUACCUUCAGACGACGAAAGUCCAGAUAUAAACUUAGAAAGCAAACUACAAACUGAGUGUUCUUCAAACAAUCUGGACAUGUCAUGGACAUAUGCCGAUGACAUUGAACAUAACUCAAAUAAUAAUUCACCAUUAAAAUUUUACCCCGAAACUUCAAGUUCGUCAUAUCAGUUUUUUAGUGAAACUGAUAAUUUAAAUAAUAGCAACAUUGAAUAUGAGGCUGAAGACAAUGAAACACAUGACAAUAAUAUAGCAAAUAAUCAUUAUGAUUUUUUAGAUGCGGCCGUUUCCUUUGCAAUACAAUACAAAGGUCUCACUUCUUAUGGGACGGACUACGGUUAA